AUGGUUUCUAGCGCCGUCGAGCAGGAGAAAGGCCUCGAUAUCGGUAUCCAUAAUCGAGGGGGUUCAUCGGACGACAGCCGUGAGCAUGCGACUACUCAUGAUGCUGCCGCCCAUGGCCACGCCGCCACUGAUAUUCAUGGCAAUCCUAUAGUCACUUUCGACCCCAAAGCUGAAAGUCGCUUGCGCAUGAAAAUAGACCUGAUGAUCAUCCCAACAGUUACGAUCAUAUAUCUCAUGUGCUUUGUCGAUAGAGCCAAUAUAGGAAACGCCCGCCUAGCGGGCUUAGAGCCCGAUCUUGGCAUGUCCGGGUACGACUAUAACGUUGUACUCAGCGUCUUCUAUGUCUCGUACAUUGUGCUCGAGCUCCCCUCGAACAUGGCCUGCAAAUGGAUUGGUCCGGGAUGGUUCAUUCCUUUCCUUACCCUUGGGUUCGGUGCAGCGUCAAUUGCCACUGCCUUUGUUGACAACAUGGCUCAGCUCUGUGCUGUCCGCUUUGUACUCGGCGUCUUUGAGGCUGGGAUGCUGCCGGGUGUGGCCUACUAUAUGAGUCGAUGGUAUCGCAGAGGCGAGCUAGCGUUCCGUUUGUCUAUUUACAUCGCCAUGGGAGCGUUUGGCGGCGCCUUUGGAGGCCUGCUGGCGAGCGGCAUCCUAAGUUUGGACAACGUUGGCUCACUCACCGAAUGGAGGAUGAUCUUUAUCGUUGAGGGCAUCAUGACGGUCGGACUCGCGCUGAUUUCGUUCAUUACCAUGACUGACCGCCCGGAAACCGCGCGAUGGUUGACGCAGGAGCAGAAGGAGCUGGCCGUCGCUCGCGUCAAGUCUGAGCGUGUGGGCGUUACCGAAGUCUUGGACAAGAUUUCCUGGACCAAAACCAUUCGAGGCGUCACAUCGCCACUCACGAUGUCAACUGCGUUGAUGUUCUUUUUCACGAAUAUCACCGUCCAGGGCUUGGCCUUUUUUCUUCCUACCAUCGUCCGCACUAUCUAUCCGGAAGCGAGCGUUGUCAGCCAGCAGCUCCGGACGGUUCCGCCCUAUAUGGUGGGCACAUUCUUCACUUGCUUCAUCAAUUGGCUGUCCUGGCGCUUUGACAAGCGUAACCUCUUCAUCAACCUAUCUGCGCCGCCUGUCAUGCUCGGGUAUAUAUUCUUCCUCGCAACCACCAACCGCUACGUACGCUACGCUGGUACCUUCUUUAUCACGUCCGGUGCCUUCGCCAACGGAGCACUCUCCAACGCACAGGUAUCGGCGAACCUGCUGUCCGACACAGCACGCAGCUCAGGCAUUGGGCUGAAUGUCAUGAUGGGCAACAUCGGUGGAUUAGUCGCCACGUGGUCGUACUUGCCGUUCGAUGGGCCGAAUUAUCCCAUCGGCAACGGCCUGAACCUUGGCUCCAGCUCAGCCAUCUUCGUCUGUAGCGGGCUGGUAUUUGCGUACAUCAAGUGGGAUAAUGGGCGCAGGGAGCGGAAACAGCAGGAGGCUGAGCAGGUCUUGCAAGGCAUGUCGCCAGCACAGAUAGAGGAGUUGGACUGGAAGCAUCCGGGGUUCAGGUGGAGGGGCUGA
Molecule: messenger RNA, 1560 nt
Organism: Cyphellophora europaea CBS 101466
Lineage: Eukaryota; Fungi; Ascomycota; Eurotiomycetes; Chaetothyriales; Cyphellophoraceae
Exons: 5
Coding region: 1-1560 (519 amino acids)
Biological process (GO): transmembrane transport
Cellular component (GO): membrane
Molecular function (GO): transmembrane transporter activity
Source: RefSeq, a predicted model, not a curated record